Molecule: messenger RNA, 3973 nt
Organism: Meleagris gallopavo (turkey)
Lineage: Eukaryota; Metazoa; Chordata; Aves; Galliformes; Phasianidae
Gene: NCBP3
Product: nuclear cap binding subunit 3
Cellular component (GO): nucleus
Molecular function (GO): mRNA binding; RNA 7-methylguanosine cap binding
Source: RefSeq, a predicted model, not a curated record
GGAUCUCGGUGAAAGCUGAGGCAACGGCGACAACGGCAGAACCCCGCGGUCCGGAGCCUGAGCCUAUGGAGGUGGAAGAAGGCGAGCUGGAGACCAUCCCCGUGAGACGAUCGCUCCGAGAGCUCAUCCCGGUGAGGGACGGGCAGGGGGAGCGAAGGAGGGACCGGCACCUGAGGGGGGGCAGGGACACUAGUAGGAGAUAUGAAAACAAAGCUGGAAGUUUCAUUACUGGAAUAGAUGUAACAUCCAAGGAAGCAAUUGAGAAAAAGGAACAAAGAGCAAAACGCUUCCAUUUUCGGGCUGAAGUCAAUCUUGCCCAAAGGAAUGUAGCUCUGGAUCGAGACAUGAUGAAGAAAGCAAUUCCUAAAGUGAGACUGGACACAAUUUACAUUUGUGGUGUGGAUGAAAUGAGUACACAGGACAUCUUUGCCUAUUUCAAAGAAUAUCCUCCUGCUCACAUUGAGUGGUUAGAUGAUACUUCAUGCAAUGUGGUCUGGCUUGAUGAAGUAACAGCAACACGGGCUCUAAUAAACAUGAGUUCCUUUCCUGAUCAAGAGAAACCAAAAGGCAGAGAAAACAAUGAAGAGAAGACAGCUGAAAAAACCAAGAAAGAAAAACAGGAGGAAAGUACUGAUGAUGAGACAGAAGAAGGAGAGGUUGAGGAUGAAAAUCCAAGUGACAUUGAGUUGGAUGCCCUCACCCAGGUAGAAGAGGAUUCUCUCCUGCGUAAUGAUCUUCGCCCUGCCAAUAAACUGGCUAAAGGAAACAAGCUAUUCAUGAGAUUUGCUACUAAAGAUGACAAAAAAGAACUGGGAGCUGCAAGGAGAAGCCAGUAUUACAUGAAGUAUGGCAAUCCCAAUUAUGGAGGCAUGAAGGGGAUUCUUAGUAACUCUUGGAAACGGAGAUACCAUUCACGUCGAAUCCAUCGGGAUGUGAUAAAGAAAAGGACAUUUAUUGGGGACGAUGUUGGCCUGACUCCUCCUUACAAACAUCGGCAUUCGGGCUUGGUAAAUGUUCCUGAGGAGCCUAUUGAGGAGGAAGAGGAGGAGGAAGAAGUUCAGGAUAUGGAUGAAGACGACAGAGUUGUUGUAGAGUACCGUGAUGAUUUACAACCUUUCAAACAGUCCCGAGACCGCGGUACGGCGAGACGAUCAAGUGCCAGUGGGUCUGAUUCUGAUGAAAUGGACUAUGAUCUUGAACUGAAAAUGAUAUCGACCCCCUCUCCCAAAAAGAGCAUGAAAAUGACAAUGUAUGCAGAUGAAGUGGAAUCGCAACUGAAAAAUAUUAGGAAUUCCAUGCGAGCAGAUAGCAUAGCAACCAGUAAUGUGAAAAACAGGAUUGGCAGUAAAGGAUUAUCAGACAAGGUUGUAGAUGUACGACUACUGUUAGAAGAAAAACGUCAGAAUAACAAUGGGCUGCGCCAGCCAAACAGCACUGUAAAAUCAGAUGUGCGGCAAAGACUGGGAAAAAGACCACAUUCCCCAGAAGUUAAGCCUCCAAGCAGCAUCUCUGCUCCUCGUCGAGAGCCAAUAUCGGACGUACACAGCCGGUUAGGAAUCCCAAAGCAGGAUGUAAAAGGCCUCUACUCUGAUACCAGAGAGAAGAAAUCAGGUAAUUUAUGGACCCGAUUAGGGUCUGCUCCGAAGACACAAGAAAAGACUUCAGAUAAACCUGAAAACUCCGUGGCAUCUCCAGAGGAAGAUGAUUCAGAGCUCCAACGGGUUUGGGGUGCUCUCAUUAAGGAAAAAGAGGAGUCUCGGCAAAAAAAGAGUCGAUUGGAUAAUUUACCAUCUCUACAAAUUGAAAUCAGCCGAGAAAGCAGUUCUGGAUCAGAUACUGAAUCAUGAUUUUACACUUUGAUCCUCAAGAUCGUGACUCUGCAGUGUGGCAACAUUUCCUUUGCCCAAAAGCUGAACACUGGCAAAGACUCUGCAGUGAAGGUUCCAGAAAUGUCUCAGUUCCUUUUAUACGAAAAUAGAGAUGCAUAUGCCACUUGAAACCUAAAGCAAUCAUGUUUGUCUGGAGUCUGUGGUUGGCCCUGUGUUAUGGAGGGCGUUGUCUUAUAUGUUAAUUACAGCAAACCUGUAGUUAAUUCUAGCCAAACACUUUUCCCUAACCUCUGAAUUUAAAAGAAGAGGGAAAAAUACUCUGUAUUUUUAAGAAGAUCUUUUUGUUCUUAAUAUUUUUAACAUGGAAUCUUUUAAGAAAAUAUUUUACACAGUUCAUCCAAAGAACAGGGCAUUUCACAGUCAGCACCAUUGCCUUGCCCUUCUGGCACUUACCAGCACCUUUCUUCUUAAAGUAAUAACAAUAAUGCUUCCUGGGUAAGCAGCCAGCAAGGAGAAACAUGAAGGGACUGCCACGUUCCCUUCCUCCAAAAUAAUGAAUGUAAAUCCAAUGUUGUAGUAUAGUGAGGUUUCAUGCAGUAUCCAUAUGGCAUCACUGCUCUCCAGGAAUUCAUUUAUUUGUUUUGGUGAUACUGUGUUCUGCUGUAGCAAGGAUUGCAGUGUUUCAGACUGCAAAGUUGGUUGAGAGAAUUGUGCAAAUUCCUGAAGGUUUUUUAUUCUUUUUUUUUUUUCUAGUUACAUACUGAGAAACUAUAUUUCUCUCAUUCAGCUGUAUUAUGUUUUGAAGAAAUCUAACAGUUUAAAUACUUACAUUUUUAUAUUUGUGGAAAUUUCCUGUUGGCCAUGGUGAAAAAAACUAUAGUGACGUUUUCCUAUGUGCUGUUUAACUAUACAUAUAUAUAACUGAAAGAGAAAAGGAAAACUAUAGGAUCACUGUCCCAUGUCAAUAUUUUUGAGUGUUCUUGUAUAGUACAUGUGGAUGUGCACAUGGUUGACCUGUUACAUUCAGCUUUUUUUAUUUACCUGCCUAUCCACUCUACAUAAAAGUUUGAUCAGAGUGCAGCUGCAAUUUUUUCUUCUUGUUGCCUGUGGCAUAUAUCUUGAUUGCCAAUAAUUCUAAAUGAGAAUUAAUGAUAGCACGUCGUGUUCUGCUGAACAGAACAGGUCGCAAAAAACAUUGUCUGCUAUGUUUUUGACAGUCUGAAGAUACCUGCUUUGUCUUUAGGAGAGUGUUCAUCCUGGAGAAGAGGACGUUUGGGGGGGGAUUUUAUCAACAUGUGUAUAGAUACCAGAAGGGAGGAUGCGAAGAAGAGGGCUGUGCUGUCUUCAGUGGUACCCAGCGUUAGGAUAAGAGGCAGAAGGCACAAACUGGAACACAAAAGAUUCUGUCUGAACUUCAGGAAGCACUUCUUUGCACUGCGGAUGAUGGAGCGCUGGCUGCGCGGAGAGCUUGUGGAGUUUUGACAUCCUUGAAGAUGUCAGAAGCUGCCUGGAUACGCUCUGGAUGGCCCCGUUCAUGCAGGGGGUUGGCAGGUGACCUCCAGAUGUCCCUUCCAACCUCUCAACCAUUUUGUGAUUCUGUCCCUACUUCCCGGGUUCUGUCAGUCCAAAUUGUCAGUAUCUCUCUCUUCUCCUGUCUGCCUUUUAGCAUUUUUUUUCCUCUUCCUCUCUUUGUUUUGUGUUUUUGUUUAUUUGUGGUUUUUGUUUGGUUGGUUUUCUACUAAGUUGAAGUAGGUUUGAAGUUUCACAAAAGUAAGGAGUCUGCAAUUAACUUUCUUACUGCUUUAAGCAGCAUGUAAAAUGAGAGGUGAAGUGAAAGGUACAGUGAUGAGAAAUGUAAGCCAGGGACAGUCUGGGCUUCACAUCUUUCCUUGUUUUGUGACACCCUGCAGUUUAUAUUUAAUUAUUGAAUAUAUAAAUAUGACUCAUAAAAAAAGUGCUGUUGAGAGUAAACGACUGCAAUGUCUGAUCACUGUAAUAAUUCAUUUCAGUGUGUGCUUUCAUUAAUAUCCCUUCCAAAGCUUUAAAAUAGAAUCACACCUUACCCGUUCCUCAAGACCCUGAUGAAAUUCAUUUAACCAGUCUCUUUUUGCCAGUAAACCUUCGUGUUAUGUUACUGCUUUGAA